This is a messenger RNA of Dendronephthya gigantea, 2131 nucleotides long. RefSeq names its product tyrosine-protein kinase CSK-like. Bases 176 to 1525 code for a protein of 449 amino acids. The record is from RefSeq and is a predicted model, not a curated record. NCBI's taxonomy places the organism in Eukaryota, Metazoa, Cnidaria, Anthozoa, Malacalcyonacea, Nephtheidae. Gene Ontology annotation, molecular function: protein tyrosine kinase activity; ATP binding; protein binding. The transcript has 15 exons. Gene Ontology annotation, biological process: protein phosphorylation.
CAUUCGAGACAAACUAAUCGAAUACUUGUCAGAAAUAUAAAACAUUUCAUCGCCGAAAUAAACACCGUUUGAGGAAAGAUCGGCCGCUCAUAUUUUGCAUCUACAAACUUGGACCAUUUUGGGAUCCAUAUAACUAAAAAUUUCGCAGAAUCUGGACCACAAAAGCUCAGCCCUGAUGUUCGCCCCGGGGACAGAAGUCACAGCAAAAUUUGCAUUUAGAAAAGGAAGCCACAGGGAUUUGCCAUUUGAAAAAGGUGACACAUUGAUUGUGGUUGAAAAAACUGAGGAUCCAAAUUGGUUGAAAGCACAAAAUCUUAGAGGAGAUGUUGGUUAUAUACCAGUCAAUUACAUUGAAAAAAAGAAGGGAAAGGAGGCAAUACAGCUUCACAAGAUGCCUUGGUUCCAUGGGAGAAUUGACCGACUGCAAGCUGAGAAUUUGUUGUUGAAAAAACCAGAAGACGGCCUCUUUCUUGUUCGUGAAAGCACCAACUAUCCUGGGGAUUUUGCUUUGUGUGUUUGCUAUCUACGAAAGGUUGAACAUUACCGUGUUAUGUACCAAGAUGACAAGCUAACCGUUGAUGAAGAUUCAUCGUUUACUAAUUUAACCCAACUGGUCAAUCACUAUUUAGAAGGAGCUGAUGGUUUGAUUUGCCGCUUGAACAGACCUUUAAAAAAAGAAGGGACACAGGCUGUGUCUGUAGAUGCAGAAUCUUUUAAAAAUUCUGGUUGGCAUAUACGAAGGAAAGAUAUAGACCUGAUGAAAGUGGUUGGUCACGGUGAAUUUGGAGAUGUAUGGGAAGGAAGAUUUAGACAAAAAAGAGUCGCUGUGAAAUCUAUGAAAGAAGAAGGAAGAGCUGCCCAGACAUUCCUGACAGAAGCUUCUGUUAUGACGGAUCUCAAUCAUAAGAAUCUCGUAAUGUUACUGGGAGUUUCCUUGGACGAAUCACCAAUAUAUAUCAUUACUGAAUUUUGUGAUAAAGGAAGUUUAGUUGAAUACUUGAGAUCCAGAGGGCGCGCUGUUAUAACUCAGAAGGAUCUUAUAGGUUUUGCAAAGGAUGUUGCAGCAGGAAUGCACUAUUUGGAAUCAAAAAACUUCAUCCACAGAGAUUUAGCGGCAAGGAAUGUGUUACUGGACGAAAAUUGUAUGGCAAAAGUGGCAGAUUUUGGUCACGCUCGUCAGCAGAAUAUUAGCAUCUCUGGGAAGCUCCCGAUCAAAUGGACUGCCCCAGAGGCUUUGAAAGAAGGGACAUUUUCGUCAAAGUCUGAUGUAUGGAGUUUUAGUAUCUUUCUUUGGGAAAUCUAUUCCUUCGGACGUGUUCCGUAUCCGCGAAUUCCACUGACGGAUGUUCUAACACGAGUUGUCAGAGGUUACAGAAUGGAGCAACCGGACGCAUGUUUACCGGAAAUGUUUUCCCUCAUGAGCUCGUGUUGGGAACUUUAUCCCAGAGAAAGACCAAGCUUUAAAACAAUUGUAGAAACACUUGACAAAUUCGACGAUAAUGGUCGUUGCCCCACUGUAAUUUGAUCGUCAAUUCUGAAUAUCUCGUUUUACUGGUUAUUCCAGUCAUGCUGGUUUUACAUAUCUCGUUAUUCCAGUUUAGCAUAUCUUGUCAAACUGGUUUUACAUAUCUUGUAUAUCAGGUUGUAUAGGUUUCACAUAUCUCGUUAUACUUGUUGACUGGUUCACCUCAUCUAGUUCAACUGCUAUCUUGAUAAACAACGUACCAUGUUAGUUCAUUGCCAUAGUUGGUUUUGCUAUUUCUGAUUACCAAUGUCUAUACCUAUUUCAUCGUACUAGUUUUAGAAGCUGGAGAUUUCUUGACUAGCUUCACGUGAAAAUACUGGAAAUGAAAUGUUAUUGCAAUAGAAAUUCGUAGAUAGUGUUAGAAUUUUUUUUAAUUAAUCACGCUGAAUAAUUGAAUAUAGCAAAAUUUCACGUCUUUAUGCCAUAUACAAUUAGCGCCACUUGUAGACAAGAUGUGAAGUUUUUCAAUGCAAUUCUUCUUAACGAGAUGUUACUUUAUGCUUAUUGAACUGUAAUAUACUAUAUCAUGGCAAAUGUUACAUUUGUUGUUCACUCAAAAGUUAAUGCAUGCAACCAUUGUAUGCUCAAGUAUUUUUAAUAACAAAU